Molecule: messenger RNA, 1798 nt
Organism: Gracilinanus agilis (Agile Gracile Mouse Opossum)
Lineage: Eukaryota; Metazoa; Chordata; Mammalia; Didelphimorphia; Didelphidae
Gene: TRDMT1
Product: tRNA aspartic acid methyltransferase 1
Exons: 11
Coding region: 110-1291 (393 amino acids)
Molecular function (GO): methyltransferase activity
Source: RefSeq, a predicted model, not a curated record
CUGAAUUCUCACGGAACUGAGAGGCGGCGGGUGCGGCCUGGCGUCUAGGCGGGGUGGGGGGGAGGAGACGCUGAGGGACCAGGCCCGGAUAGACUUGGGAGACGGAGCCAUGGAGCCAUUGCGGGUCCUGGAACUGUACAGCGGCAUAGGGGGUAUGCACCAAGCGCUGAAAGAGAGCUGCGUGUCUGCAGAAGUGGUGGCUGCUGUGGAUGUAAACACUAUUGCGAAUGAAGUAUACAAGCAUAACUUUCCUCAUACGCAGUUAUGGGCCAAAACAAUAGAGGGAAUUACUCUAAAGGAAUUUAAUCAGCUGUCCUUCAACAUGAUUUUAAUGAGUCCUCCAUGUCAGCCAUUCACAAGAAUUGGCCUACAGGGAGAUGUGAUGGAUCCAAGGACCAAAAGUUUCCUACAUAUUCUUCAUGUUCUUCCAAAGCUACAAAAAUUACCAGCCUAUAUCCUUUUAGAAAAUGUUAAAGGGUUUGAAGUAUCUUCUACCAGAGACCGUUUUGUGCAAACACUAGAAAAUUGUGGCUUUAAAUACCAAGAAUUUUUAUUAUCUCCAGUAUCUCUUGGCAUUCCAAAUUCCAGACUACGUUAUUUUCUUAUUGCAAAACUUCAGUCAGAACCACUACCGUUUCAAGUUCCGGGUCAGGUAUUGCUUGAAAUUCCCACAGCUGAUUCUGCAAAUUCACAAAAGCAGCCAGCCACUAUAGAUUUGGGGAGAAAUAGUGAAGGGAGGAAAAUAGAACCAAACCUUCCCCAUGAUAGUGACACACAAUGUUCUGGGAAAGAGACAUUCCUUUUCAAACUGGAAACUGCAGAAGAAUUAGAGAGAAAACUUCAGCAGGACAGUGAUCUCUCUGUUCAGAUGUUAAAAGAUUUUCUUGAGGAUGACAGUGAUAUGAGUCAGUAUUUUCUGCCACCAAAGGCCUUACUCCGCUACGCUCUUCUAUUGGACAUUGUUCAGCCCACUUGUAGGCGAUCCACGUGCUUUACGAAAGGAUAUGGAAGCUACAUAGAAGGGACUGGAUCUGUCCUGCAAACUGCUGAGGAUAUACAGAUUGAGGAUGCGUAUGCAGCUCUGGACACGUUGUCAGAGGAAGAGAAGCUUGCAAGGCUGUCAAGGCUUAAACUGCGCUAUUUUAGCCCUCGAGAAAUAGCCAAUCUUCAUGGAUUUCCUCCGGAGUUUGAAUUUCCUGAGAAGAUAACAGUGAAACAAUGCUACCGCUUACUUGGGAAUAGUCUUAAUGUGCACAUAGUGUCCAAACUCAUCAGAAUAUUGCUUGGAUAAUUAUGAAACCGUCCAGGAUGAAGGCCAUGGUGUUCAGAAGACAAUGAUGAAAUGUUUAUUUUAAAUUAUUUUGGACAGAUUCAGCUCACUGGUUAAAUUUCUUUUAGAAAGAAUUUGAAAGUUAUUUAAGCAUUUCCUAUAAACAAAUAUUUAGCUAAACACAGAACUUCCCUUUGCUUUAGACUUCUUGUUACUUUCUACUUUGUUUUACAAGAAAUAGAUCAUCAUUAUUCAUUCUGAAUAUGAAGAGUAUAGGAUGAAUUUGAAAAUACAAAUGAUAAAUAUAUUCUAAAAAUAUUUCCUUUGAAUAAAUGUAUAAAGCUACAGGUAUAAUAUAAUGAUCUCACAUUUAGGAACACAGAUAUAUUCUAAAUAAAAAGACUUCUGAUCUUUGUGAAUAUUUUAUCAGCUUAUGUGGGAAGAUCUCUUUGAAGCAUAUUUAACCAUGUAAUUGAUAAAUUGUCUAUUUUUGUAUACUAAAUAAAGAUUUUAAUGUGUUAUAAUUUU